Messenger RNA from Hemibagrus wyckioides, 1013 nucleotides. RefSeq names its product hairy-related 5 (gene her5). Gene Ontology annotation, molecular function: RNA polymerase II cis-regulatory region sequence-specific DNA binding; DNA-binding transcription factor activity, RNA polymerase II-specific; protein dimerization activity. Gene Ontology annotation, cellular component: nucleus. Gene Ontology annotation, biological process: regulation of transcription by RNA polymerase II; anterior/posterior pattern specification; regulation of neurogenesis. The transcript has 3 exons. The record is from RefSeq and is a predicted model, not a curated record. Bases 1 to 645 code for a protein of 214 amino acids. Lineage: Eukaryota; Metazoa; Chordata; Actinopteri; Siluriformes; Bagridae.
AUGAGGACGAUGUCUAGUGAAAUACCGGACCAGAAAGAUUUAAUGAAACGGGUUCCCAAACCCCUCAUGGAGAAGCGGAGGCGAGACCGAAUUAACCACAGUUUGGAAACCUUGAGGCUUCUGUUAGUGGAAAACACCUGCAAUGAGAAACUGAAGAAUCCCAAAGUGGAAAAAGCUGAAAUCCUGGAGAGUGUCGUUAAUUUCCUGAAGGCUGAGCAGCGAUCCAGACCAUACUUAUAUCCCCUCAAAAGAGGAAAAAGAAAAUAUGAGGAAGAAGAUGAGCCAGGAUCUCCUUAUAAACGUCAACUGAACUACCAAGAUGGUAUGAGAACAUGUCUGCUCAGGGUCAGCAAUUUUAUUGCUAGCAAGAGCCAAGAGAUAGAUGGGAAGAUGCAGGUGAACAUGCAACAGGAACUUCCAGAACAUUCCAUUCAAGGUCAUCUAACACCCGCUCUGCACCUCAGCGGGUCUAUACCAGGGCAGCAGGCACUUACAUAUGUGGAGUCGACCAGCUCCUGCUCAGCACUGGGCCAGUCCAUCAUAUCUCAAAGAACUGCCAUAUAUGAACCUACAAAGAAGAUACCUUCCAGCUCUAAACAACCAUUGAUGUUAAGUGAUUCUGUGUGGAGGCCUUGGCCACAGUAGACAAAAACCUUUAUCAAAUAUCAUCCAAAAACUGAAUUUAUCAAUAGCUCAAAAUGUUUAUGAGUCAGUUGUCCUUGGCUCAUUUACAUGGAAAAGACUGAAAUGUGUAAAUGUGCAGCAGAUGUAAAUAUGUGGAUUUUGUACAAUACUGAAAUCUUUAUUUUGAUAUGGACAUUGACAGUAAACUGUGUGUGUCACAGGUAUGCUUUGUACUUGAUAGUAUAUAUUUUUGUAUAAAAGAAUUUUGUAUAAAAAUGUUUGGAGGAUAUAAGGAAUUUUGGAAAGAUUUUUUCCCACACCUUUUGUAUUUCUUUCAAUGAAAUGAAUAUGAAUCUUUGUAAUGGAUUCAUUUAAUUAACUGAGUUAAA